GUAUCGAUGGGUGAAGAACGGAAAAAAAUUCGAAUGGCAAACGUACGAUGACCGGAUGUCCCAACAGCCAGGUCGCGGUACCCUAGUUAUCAAAUCGCCACGUGAUGAAGAUCUCGGCCAGUACCAGUGUUUUGCUGAGAACGAACAUGGAACGGCCACGUCCAAUUCAGUGUUUGUUCGUAAGGCCGAACUGAACUCCUUUAAGGACGAAACGGCCAAAACGGUUGAAGUGGACGAGGGAAAGCCCUUCAAGAUGCAGUGUCAACCUCCAGACGGUUGGCCACGACCGAAUGUGUACUGGUUGAUCCAGAACAUGGAUGGCGGUAUUAGUUCGAUUAACAACUCCCGAAUGACUUUGGAUCCAGAAGGUAACCUGUGGUUUUCGAACGUGACCCGUUCCGAUCAGUCCGAUGACUUUUACUAUGCUUGUGCCGCUUCCUCAUUGUUCCGAAAUGAGUACAAAAUUGGCAAUCGGGUAUUGCUACAGGUAAAGCAGACAGGAAUAUCUGCCGCUCAAAAUAAGCAUGCUCCCCUUAGGCAAUACGUGUCCCGUAAAAACGAAGUAGCAUUGCGAGGCAAGAAAAUUGAAAUGUUCUGUAUCUAUGGAGGAACUCCUCUUCCACAGGUGGUUUGGACCAAAGAUGGUAAACCGAUACAAUGGAACGAUAAGAUUCAACAGAAUAAUUACGGAAAAUCGCUUGUAAUUCGACACGCCACCUUUGAAGAUCAAGGAGAAUAUACUUGUGAAUCAUCAAACGGUGUUGGUAGUGCUGAAUCCUACUCUAUUCGUUUGGAGGUUCAAGCUAUUCCAUAUUUCACGGUUGAACCAGAAAUUGUCAAUGCCGCAGAAGACGAAACCGCUGAGUUCCGAUGUGAAGCUUCAGGUUUCCCAAAACCAAACAUUGUUUGGAUUCACAACGGUAAACCCAUCGAUCAGAGUCCAAAUAAUCCCCGAAGAAUUGUUAGCACAAACAGAAUAUAUUUCACAAAGCUCGAGAAAGGAGAUACCGGCAAUUAUGGUUGUAACGCAACAAACUCACUUGGUUACGUGUACAAAGAUGUUUAUCUUAAUGUUCUGGCCUUGGCUCCAGAGAUCACUGAACCUCCGAAAUUAGAAUACACCGUUGAUCGAAGAAAUGUGACUAUGACAUGUCGUGUUUUCGGAGCUCCCAAGCCUCAAGUUAAAUGGAUCCGGAACGAUCGGGAACUAACUGGAGGCAGAUAUCAUAUCUUGGAAAGUGGAGAUUUGCUAAUAAAGGGUGUUGAAUUUUCGGACGCCGGCGAGUACACUUGUAACGCGGUGAAUAAACUUGGCGAAAAGUCUGCCAGCGGAGAACUAGUCGUAAAACAGCAUACGAAAAUUAUCGACGAACCACAGGACUACGAGGUGGUGGCAGGGACUCCAGCUACUUUCCGCUGUAAUGCUGUUGCGGAUUCAUCUUUAGACUUAUCGAUAGAGUGGUUGACCGAUGGUGUGACUAUUGAUUUUGAUAAUCAGCCCCGGUUUGUCAAAACAAACGAUUACUCGCUAACGAUUACAAAAACUAUCGAAUUAGACACGGGAGUCUACUCUUGCCUUGCUCGUACAGAUCUUGACGAAGUAGUUGCUAAUGCAACUUUGACUGUCUAUGACAGACCAAAUGCACCAUCUUUAGUAGGAAUUGAAUGUCAUCAAGCUGUAGCAACGAUCUCUUGGACACCAAAUGGCGACAACAGAUCACCUAUUCUGUACUACACAAUUGAGUUCAACACUUCAUUCACUCCGGAUACCUGGGAAAUCUCAUCGAAGGAUGUUCCGGCUACCGACUUUACUUAUAGCGUAGAUAUGAGCCCCUGGGCCAACUAUACAUUCAGAGUGAUUGCAGUUAACAAGGUGGGUCCCUCAACGCCAUCGGGGCACAGUGAUAUUUGUACAACUCAGCCAAGCGUUCCCUUCAAGAAUCCGGAUAACGUAGAAGGUCAGGGAACUGAACCGAAUAAUCUAGUCAUUAAAUGGACACCUAUGUCCGAAAUAGAACACAACGCUCCCCGAUUCCAGUAUAGAAUCUACUGGCAGCUAGAUACCGGAGUGGAUAACUGGAACACCGAGGAUAUUUUCGACUGGCGACAAUCUGAGCUGCUGGUACGGGAUCAACCCACAUUCCAGCGUUAUCGAAUCAAAGUUGUAGCAAUCAAUGAACUCGGCGAAGCCAAUGUUGCGGCUAAGGAAGUUAUUGGAUAUUCUGGAGAAGAUAAGCCCCUGGAGGCUCCUCAGAACUUUACGCUCAUUCAAGUAACGGCUCCAACAUCUGCUAUUCUCAGUUGGAACCCCGUUUCCGAGGAAAGUGUUCGAGGCCACUUCAAGGGUUAUAAAAUACAAACGUGGGUCGAGUCCGAUGGCGAACAAAACUUGCGAGAAGUUCUGGUGACGGCAGAUUCCAAACAAGCUCUGGUAACAGAUUUUGUUCCUGACUCGACCAAUUUUGCUCGCAUACUGGCUUACAACGGUCGGUUUAACGGACCUGCCAGCACUACAUUAUCGUUUGAAACGCCCGAAGGUGUUCCGAACAGUAUUCAAACACUCGAAGCCAUACCACUUGGGUCUUCUGCUUUCUUGCUCAAAUGGAAGCCCCCACUACAGCCAAACGGUAAACUGACCGGUUAUAAGAUCUACUACGAGGAGGUGAAAGGGACAUCUUUUGGACCUAGGAUGGAACGUGAACCUCACAUUCACGAUAAGCGCGUGACGGAAGCCAAACUAGGUAAACUGAAACCCGCAACCAAGUACCGAGUCCACGUGGUGGGCACAACCAAAGCAGGAGAGGGACGAGACUACUACAUUGAACAAAAAUCGGCAGCGAGUGGCACCAACCAACCGGAUGCGCCAUACUUCAGCUGGGAUCUUCUACCGACCGAUAAUGGUCGCGCUGAUGUCAAAGUUAUUUGGCACCCGAAUCUGGAAGGCAAACCAGGCUCACACUUCUUCGUCAAAUAUCGCAUCAAGGGCGAGUCCCAGUGGCUGACGACAGAUCCGGUGCUGUACGAAAAUCACCAUGUUGUUCACGGGUUGGAACCGGAUAGCAGCUACGAGUUCCGAGUGGUCUCCGUCGACGGCGAAUUCCAGGCAGAGUCUCUAUCGCAGAAGGUUGAUACUGCAGAAAUGGAUGGUCCUAUCAAGAUCCCCAAUGAUAAUGUGGCUACGGCUGGUUGGUUCAUCGGUAUGAUGCUAGCGAUAGCGUUCUUGAUUUUGCUCCUGAUCAUCAUUUGUAUUAUCAAACGGAAUCGUGGUGGCAAAUACGAUGUUCACGACCGAGAGUUAGCAAACGGUCGAAAUGACUACACGGAAGAAGGUGGUUUUCCAGAAUACUCCCAACCGUAAGUAUACGAGCAAUUACUACUACUGUAGAUUUUGGCAUGACUUGACCUUAAAUGAAACCUAACUUUCUCUCCUUCCGUUUCGAGGAAAAGUAAAGUAAUGAACGCAAGAGCAAGCCGUAUUGCAAGACAUAUGUGGCGUUUCACAAACUAACACUCAUAGUCAUAGUACAUGUUCAUAACCAUUCCCCACCUCACUAGAAGUAUGUGACGUUGUGAUUAUGUUUUUCAUCUUCAUCGUAUGUUGAUUUUUCGUUGAAAAAAUAACGAAAUAAGAUCUUUUAGAUAAAGUAUAUAAAGACAAUAAGGCCGGAACAUAUAUCAAUUCCUUUUUUUGUCACCCCCCCCCCCCCCCCUUCGAAAUUUCCAAAAUACCCGAAGUAGAAAGUAAAUUAGAUUUGCAGUAUUUUAUAGCAAUGUCGAAAAAAAUAUCAAAUAUCGGAAAGAUUACAAGAGCAAAAAACAAAUUAGGGAAGAUGAGAGUUUUAUAAUCAUUUGUAUUCUUCAUUUUAUUGAAUUUUUCGAUAAAAAACUAUGCAAUGAUAUAGUAUGCAAUUUUUUUGCAUACAAGCUUUCAUGCAAUUUAUUACAAGUUUAGAAUCGCACACCCCACUUCCCUCCAAGAUGUUCCUAAUCCAAGUGACAAAAGAAGGAUUUGAAAUUUGUUACGGCCUAAUUUAAAAAAAAAAUCACAUCGUUACAUAUUUUUUUAAAUAAACCAUAAUUCAUCUUAUGUGUUAACCUAGUAUUCCGAAUCCAAUCCUAUCUUGUUUGCAGUUUUGGGUGUGAUUUUCAUAGCUGAUAUUGUUUGUUCCAAACAAUUUGAAAAGAUUCUUGUCCCUGAAAUAACAUCGAAGUUAUUAUGUGUUAUGUUUUGUAUUUUCCUAACUCACAAGAUUUUUUCAAUUUCUGAUGAAGAGCUAGUCUAGUUUUCAAAGCUAAGAUUUGAACUAUCACGCUCAUCCUUUUUUCUGUUAACCAAUACUCUAGAAUUCAGUUUUGAAUAACAAUUAAAAGAAUAUAAUAUCCCUAACUCCCUCAAUACCGGCACUAGCGCUGCCUCCUGAAGAAACGCCUUGAGUGUAUUCCUCUUUGCCCUCCAUAUGAAAGGAUAUAAUUUUCAACUAGUCUCCUAAAUAAAAGCAACUGCGAACGAAAGGAAAAGGAUACGGAAAUGGGUAAGCUUGGUGUAGCCCUUCAACUGUGUCUAUCGCCACAUACCUACCUAUAUGAUGAUCGAAAGUUUAGAAGGUUGAUUACCUACUAGCGUUAGGUGAUUUUUAAAAGGUUAAGUAAGGAAAUGGAUAGCUGAUGUUAACUCAAAAUAAACUUUUAGCUCUUUUCCAUUCAUUAAACGAUUACUUUUACAGUUUAUCAUCCUCUAUCCCAUCCUUUCUUUCGACUUAUCUUUAAUUUCCA
Uranotaenia lowii is the source of this 4773-nucleotide messenger RNA. RefSeq names its product neuroglian. The annotation marks the transcript as partial. The transcript is spliced from 3 exons. The record is from RefSeq and is a predicted model, not a curated record. Gene Ontology annotation, biological process: cell-cell adhesion. Gene Ontology annotation, molecular function: protein binding. NCBI's taxonomy places the organism in Eukaryota, Metazoa, Arthropoda, Insecta, Diptera, Culicidae.